UCGUGGGCCCUGGAACCCUUCUUCUCACUUCGCUACUUCGCUUCCCCUUCUCUCUCUUCUCGCGGGCGAUCCAAAGGCGGCGGCGGCGGCGGCUCUACGCUGUGGUUGGCGUCGAGCUCGGUGGCGGCGGCGGCAUGGCGAUGCGGAUGAUGGCUGCCUCAUUUGUGCGGCGACUGGCGCCGGCGCGCCCUCCUGCUCUCCUGGCGGAGGUGGAGGCGGUGACUUGCGGGCGCGGGGACAAGAAGACCAAGCGCGGGAAGCGGUUCAAGGGCUCCUACGGCAACGCGCGGCCGAAGCGGGAGAAGAAGAUCGAGCGCAUCAAGGACCGGGUCGAGGUUCCCCGUUCCACCCCGUGGCCCCUCCCCUUCAAGCUCAUCUGAACCGAGCGAGACCUCCCCUCGGUUCGUCAGGCUACCUAGGGUUUUACUUUUACCCCCUACCGAUUGCUACUACUCUCCGCUGUUUCCAUUAGCUCCACUCCCAGGGCAUGUGUCUUUCAUAGUCGUUUCUCUUAUGGGGUUCCGUCAUAUAUGUACUGACUAGUAGUGAAUCGAACUGCGAUGUUACAACUUUGGUCAGUGCCGUUGCUAUGGUUGAAAUGGAUCAUGAUUUUGUGUCCUUCUGUCAUCGUGCUAUCUGGAUGAUGAUGAUAAAUUAUUGGAAAUAAUGAACUUAUUAGUUACUGAUU
This is a messenger RNA of Brachypodium distachyon (stiff brome), 688 nucleotides long. Its product is annotated as 30S ribosomal protein S31, mitochondrial. Gene Ontology annotation, biological process: plastid translation. The transcript has a single exon. NCBI's taxonomy places the organism in Eukaryota, Viridiplantae, Streptophyta, Magnoliopsida, Poales, Poaceae. The record is from RefSeq and is a predicted model, not a curated record. The coding region runs from base 135 to 380 and encodes 81 amino acids. Gene Ontology annotation, cellular component: plastid; ribosome.